This is a messenger RNA of Ricinus communis (castor bean), 2109 nucleotides long. RefSeq names its product adenylosuccinate lyase. Gene Ontology annotation, molecular function: N6-(1,2-dicarboxyethyl)AMP AMP-lyase (fumarate-forming) activity. Gene Ontology annotation, biological process: IMP biosynthetic process. Bases 88 to 1749 code for a protein of 553 amino acids. The record is from RefSeq and is a predicted model, not a curated record. NCBI's taxonomy places the organism in Eukaryota, Viridiplantae, Streptophyta, Magnoliopsida, Malpighiales, Euphorbiaceae. The transcript has 10 exons.
AUACAAAGAAUUAGGUUAUUCCAUAGAUACGGACGCGAAAGAAAAAACAGGGAGCCGCUAUUCAGUAUCAGCUUUGCUUACUCGUUAAUGGAGUUUACAGCUUUUUCUUCUUCUUCUUCUUCUUCUUCUUGUUCUAAUUCUAGGGUUUUCAGUAACAGAUGUUUAACAGCACCGCUGCCAACAAAACCUGGUUUACAAAAAUUAACAUUUCUAAAUAAUCCUUCAAAUGCUUCACUUCGUUUCUUCUCUUCACAGUCCUCUCGCGUUUUUUAUUCCUCUUGCAAGUCUAGCUUGAAAAACGAAACUCCCGUCUCUGUUUCCGUCAAGAUGGCUGCACGUGAUUUUGAGUUAUCGAAUUUAACGGCAUUAUCGCCUUUGGAUGGACGGUAUUGGAGUAAAGUUAAAGAUUUAUCGCCUUAUAUGAGUGAAUUUGGGCUAAUCUACUAUCGAGUUCUUGUUGAGGUUAAAUGGUUGCUGAAGCUUUCACAAAUUCCUGAAGUCACUGAGGUUCCCAACUUUAGUGAUGAAGCUCAGUCUUAUUUGCAAGGAUUGAUUGAUGGGUUUAGCAUGGAUGACGCCUUGGAGGUGAAAAAUAUUGAGAAAGUGACGAACCAUGACGUAAAAGCAGUGGAGUACUUCUUGAAAAAGAAAUGCCAAUCACAUUCAGAGAUUUCUAAGGUGCUUGAAUUUUUCCACUUUGCUUGCACAUCUGAGGAUAUCAACAAUCUGGCCCAUGCAUUGAUGCUGAAAGAAUCAAUGAAUAAGGUUAUUUUUCCUGCAAUGGAUGAAUUGAUCAAAGCAAUAUGCAACAUGGCUGAAGAUAAUGCUUCUGUUCCAAUGCUUUCUCGCACUCAUGGACAGCCAGCUUCACCUACAACUUUGGGAAAGGAAAUGGCAGUUUUUGCUGCUAGGUUAAGCGAACAAAGGCAGGAAAUUUCUCAAGUUAAGAUAAAGGGGAAGUUUGCUGGUGCAGUUGGAAAUUAUAACGCCCAUCUUGUUGCAUAUCCUGAAGCCAACUGGCCUCUAAUUGCUAAAGAAUUUGUGGAAUCCCUAGGACUGUGCUUUAAUCCUUAUGUCACUCAGAUUGAACCACAUGACUAUAUGGCAAGACUUUUUCAUGCAAUUAUCACAUUUAACACUAUAUUGAUUGAUUUUGAUAGAGAUAUAUGGGGCUACAUAUCCUUAGCAUACUUCAAGCAGAUAACUAAGGCUGGGGAGAUUGGGUCCUCAACUAUGCCUCACAAAGUAAAUCCUAUUGAUUUUGAAAAUAGCGAAGGUAAUCUUGGAAAAGCCAAUGGAAGUUUAUCCCAUCUCAGUGAGAAGUUGCCUAUUUCACGUUGGCAGCGUGACUUGACUGAUUCAACUGUUCUGAGGAAUAUGGGCGAGGGCUUGGGACAUUCUCUUCUUGCCUACAAAAGUGCAUUGCAGGGAAUAGGAAAGCUCCAGGUGAAUGAAAGUCGCUUGAGUGAAGACUUAAACCAUUCAUGGGAGGUGCUUGCUGAACCUAUACAGACUGUUAUGCGGCGAUACGAUGUUCCAGAGCCUUAUGAGAAGCUUAAAGAGCUGACCAGGGGAAGAGCUGUUACCAAAGAAAGUCUGAGUGAAUUCAUUGAAGGCUUGGAAUUGCCAAAAGAAACAAAAGCCUAUCUUUUGCAGUUGACCCCCCAUUCCUAUGUUGGAGAAGCUAUUGAAUUAGCUAAAACGGUGAAUAUCACAAUGAAUUUAGUAAAUGGGGUGAGAGCUCUAUAAUAUGAUAGUUGAAAGUUGCCCAAGACUAUUAUUAUCUUGGCGUAAGAUCAGACCAUAUAGCUACAUGGUAAGCGACCAAGUAGAUUGUUGUUAUCGAAACUGAUCAGCAUCACAUGUGCUGCCACAGUAAGGGGCUCCCAGUCUUGUAAGGCAAAAAUUAGGGAGUUCUGCUUUUCAAAAUUUUCACAAGAAUUAGCAGUUCUCACCACUCAGAACAGCACACUUUUUCUGGUCUCUUAAACCCAAUAUCUUACUGCUGUAUCAAACAAUGGCCCCUUGGAGAUAUGAGGGCCAAAAUUUUUGUAAAUCGGAUUUAUCCUGUUGAGUUUGUAAUCAAAAUGCUUGAAUUUUACGUGUGCA